AGUCUCUAUAAAUAGAAGAGAAUGAUGACUCCAUGGCUCAUAGCAUACACAUCAAGUAGUAAGAAUAAUAAGAGCAUCUACAAGAAGACCCGAGAUGACAGGCCUUGGCUCACCAUGUGGCGCGUGCAAGUUCCUGCGCAGGAAGUGUGUGAAGGGGUGUGUCUUUGCCCCAUACUUCUGUCAUGAGCAAGGUGCUGCGCACUUUGCUGCAAUCCAUAAGGUCUUUGGGGCUAGCAAUGCCUCAAAGCUCCUAAUGCAUCUCCCGACAAGUGACCGCUGCGAGGCUGCAGUUACUAUGUCAUAUGAGGCGCAGGCCAGGCUUCAAGAUCCAAUAUAUGGCUGUGUUGCUCAUAUCUUUUCUCUGCAACAACAGGUGGUUAGUCUGCAAGCAGAACUGGAGUCUUGCAAAUCUCAAGCAACACAAGGGUAUAAAGAUGGAUCUUUAACAUCAAACCCUCAAAAAGAAAGUUGCCAAAGAUUAACACCUUAUAUGCAAGACAGGCAACUCUUUUUCCACCAAACAAUAGCAAGCAAUUCUUCAGAAAAAAGUGAGAGUCAGCUAUACUUCGCAAAUGACUGUUUCAAUUCAGAGUCAACUCAAUAUUCUGAAGGUUAUGAGCCAGAUUUAUGCAUGCCCGACUACAACAACAGCAAUCCUUCUUGCAACAUGCAAAGGAUUGGGUAUCAUAACAUGGACAACCUUCAGUCAGUAGCCUUUGCCUAUCUCAAUGAAGCAUGACAAGACGACGCAUUUGGUAGCUAUUGUACAAGCUCGAACAGUUUUGAUAGCAACAAAUGUCAGGCUGUGCUAUUGUAGUUUAGAAUUCAUAGUUUCCACAAUGCUGAGGUUCAUUAAAUUGAAGUUGGUUUUUAAUUAAAAAUCAUCAUUCAUUGCAGGCUAAGUACAGCAUGGAAGAAAAAAAAAAGACAGUAAGGGUGCUGCAUUUUAGUUUGUUAUGUGCAAAUCAGAUGGUUCUUCAGUGCAGAAAUGCAAUUUUGGUUCUUGUAAAACCCGCUAAACUGAAUAUUUUUUGGACUCUGGAAGCAAGUAUUUUUAGCCAAUUUUUGUCCUUCUUUUCAAAGAUAACAGUGCUUUUAAAAUUGUAAUAAAUUAAGGUUACAUGGACUGAAGAAUCAAGAACAUUACCUCUACCGGAAGAAAGGGAACUGAAGGUGGACUCAGUUUUUUUCUGAAUAAAGGCUUCACAUGAAAGCUACUGUAACAUUCUGUAUACUCGUCAUAAUGCUUGAUUGGAUCACUGAAAUUCAUGCUUACAUGUUAACACCAAUUCUCAUUAAGGGUUUUAUCUACAGUAACAAUUAUGUAUUAAUAGGCAUCUUUUCCCAGGAUAUUUAUACCCUUUAUCAGCAUGAAAGUCAUGUAAAUCACCCAU
Messenger RNA from Panicum virgatum (switchgrass), 1394 nucleotides. Its product is annotated as LOB domain-containing protein 29-like. Gene Ontology annotation, biological process: hormone-mediated signaling pathway; positive regulation of DNA-templated transcription. Lineage: Eukaryota; Viridiplantae; Streptophyta; Magnoliopsida; Poales; Poaceae. The record is from RefSeq and is a predicted model, not a curated record. Gene Ontology annotation, cellular component: nucleus. Bases 95 to 739 code for a protein of 214 amino acids. The transcript is spliced from 3 exons.